Molecule: messenger RNA, 551 nt
Organism: Capsicum annuum
Lineage: Eukaryota; Viridiplantae; Streptophyta; Magnoliopsida; Solanales; Solanaceae
Product: proteasome subunit alpha type-2-A
Biological process (GO): ubiquitin-dependent protein catabolic process
Cellular component (GO): proteasome core complex, alpha-subunit complex; proteasome core complex
Source: RefSeq, a predicted model, not a curated record
UUGGUGAGCUAAUUUUGUCACCCCAAUAAAUACUUAACCAAAAUAAAGUAUAUGGACUGUUAAAGCCGAAACAAGUAUAAUUCACCAUCCUAAUAACCUAAAAUAUUAGUUUAGGAACCACAUUAAACUUCAGAAAGAAGUUUUAGGAUCUAAACGCCGUAUUUCGCGUCAAAAAUAUAUUUCUUCUUCCUCAAGCAGAAAGAAAAGUAUCAGUAGCCAAUUUACCCUCCUAAUUUUUGCAAUUCUUCGAUUUACUACUACAACUUUGCUUCAUCGUCGUCUUCAACCUCUCGAUCGAUUUCAACUGAGAAUUAGUCGUUAAUGGGUGAUAGUCAGUAUUCUUUCUCACUCACUACGUUCAGUCCGUCUGGAAAGCUGGUUCAGAUUGAGCAUGCCUUGACUGCUGUUGGGUCUGGUCAAACAUCAUUGGGGAUUAAAGCUUCUAAUGGUGUCGUAAUUGCUACGGAAAAGAAAUUGCCAUCCAUCUUAGUUGAUGAAGCAUCUGUGCAGAAAAUUCAGAUUUUGACGCCAAAUAUUGGAGUUGUCUACAG